This is a messenger RNA of Abrus precatorius (Indian licorice), 792 nucleotides long. Its product is annotated as nudix hydrolase 15, mitochondrial-like. The coding region runs from base 10 to 792 and encodes 260 amino acids. Gene Ontology annotation, molecular function: acetyl-CoA hydrolase activity; coenzyme A diphosphatase activity. NCBI's taxonomy places the organism in Eukaryota, Viridiplantae, Streptophyta, Magnoliopsida, Fabales, Fabaceae. The transcript is spliced from 4 exons. Gene Ontology annotation, biological process: coenzyme A catabolic process. The record is from RefSeq and is a predicted model, not a curated record.
UCCAAGUUCAUGGGUUCUUCAAACUCCAAUGCAGGAUCACAAGGGCUCUUGGCCUUGGCACAAAGACUCCGCCUUUAUAAGCCCCCUCCAUUCCCUGAAGACAUCUUGGAUCAAAUUAUGGAAGAAAAUGGAGGGAAGGUUGUUUCUCAAGUGAGUUACCAAGAAUCAACCAUUCCAAUUGCUCAAAACACAGCAAAAUUAAGAUACAAGAGAGCUGCUGUUUUGAUCUGCAUCUUUGAAGGGGAUGCUGGGGAUCUGAGGGUGAUACUCACUAAGCGGUCUUCCAAGCUCUCUACUUACUCGGGUGAAGUAGCCUUGCCUGGUGGGAAAGAAGAAGAGGGAGAUAAGGAUGAUGGGCACACUGCAAAAAGAGAGGCAAUGGAGGAAAUUGGGUUGGACCCCGAACUUGUAGAUGUUGUUGCUGUUCUUGAACCAUUUUUCUCUAAGUACCUCAUGAGGGUGGUUCCUGUCAUCGGCAUUCUUCAUGACAGAAAAGCAUUCAAACCUGUUCUGAAUCCAGCUGAAGUAGAAGUUGUAUUUGAUGCACCUUUGGAAAUGUUUCUCAAGGAUGAAAAUCGGAGUCAAGAGAAGAUACAGUGGAUGGGAGAGAAUUAUCUGGUACAUUUGUUUGAUUAUGAAAUCGAAAAUAAAAAAUACCUUAUAUGGGGUUUAACUGCUGGGAUCUUGAUAAGGGCUGCAUCAGUUGUGUACCAACGACCGCCAGCUUUCAUGGAGCAGAACCGUAUAUUCAAGGUUCCUCGGGAUUUAACAAAGGAUACUGUAAUGCAUUGA